CUUCCCACUUCCCUCCCCUUUCACCCCCCAAUCUUCUGAUUGCUGCGUUGAUAUUUGAUAUUUAUUUGUCGUAUUGUGAGAUACUGCCAAUACUUAUCACUCCACUCUCCGUUUAUGCGCCACACCACUACCUCGGUCCUUUGAAGUGCAAGGCAGCUGCACUGCCUCCCCCCAUUCAGCCAUGUGGAACGACGAGGACAACAAUCCGUACGGCGCAUUCGACAACGAGGCGCAACUCUCGGAGUCUUUGCACUCUGCCGCUCUUUCUCCCUUCUUCUCAACAAGACCCCCCGACUACCUGACUCGCCAACAAAAUCUCAGCGAUGAGGAGGAAGAUGGAUAUCCCGAGCAGGAAGCUGGGGGCUAUUCCCGCAAGAGCGUGUACGACAGUCGCAUAGAGCAGAUCCUGUACGAGAAUCCGGAAAUGCCGAUUCUCAUCACCGAUGCCGGAAAGAAUCACGAAAGUGGCGGGGGCUACAUCGUGUAUACCAUCCGAACUGGGGAUCUAGAGGUCAGACGGAGAUAUUCCGAAUUUGCGUCGCUGCGCCAGACCCUCGUUAACCUCCACCCGACCCUCAUCGUGCCGCCCAUUCCGGAGAAACAUACAAUGGCGGACUAUGCUGCGAAACCGACCAAGGCGAAGGAGGAUACCGCGAUUAUCGACCUGCGAAAACGGAUGCUAGCCGUCUUUCUGAAUCGGUGUCGACGGAUGAAGGAGGUCCGAGAGGAUGGGGUCUGGUGGAGAUUCUUGGACCCCAAUGUUAGCUGGAGCGAGGUCCUUCAUUCGCAUCCCGCGUCCUCGGUGCCGAAAAACAACCUGAAAGCUCCCCCUCUCGACCCGGCCAACCCUACACCUGCGCACGCGUGGCUUCCUAUCCCAGCGACCUCAGCAAAGCUCAAGGGCGCACCUGGUACUGCGUCCACCGGUACCUCCCCGACUUCCGAAACACCUGGUCCGGAUAUUCUGGGGCGUUUCCCGCCCGAGUCGCGGAAACUGAGUGAGAAGGAGUUGGACCCUUACUUCAUCAACUUCGAAGCCUCUACACGCGAGCUGGAAUUGCUACUCCAGGGCAAUAUGGAGAAGGUCAAUCGUCGGACAUUGACCCAUCUGUCGGCGUUGUCCGCGGAUCUGAUGGAGCUUGGAGCGCGGUACAACGGCUUCUCAUUAUCCGAGCAGUCGCCGACCGUUGCGGCAGCCAUCGAACGGAUUGGGCAGGCGGCCGACACGUCUUACAUCGAAACCGAAGAACUGUCGGCUUCUCUGGGUGCGAACUUUGCAGAGCCCAUGAGAGAAAGUGCGCAGUUCGCCAGUGUCGUCCGCAGCGUUCUGCGUUACCGCGUCCUGAAGCGGGUGCAGGAGGAAAUGACGCGCGAUGAGCUUGCCAAGAAGAAGGCAUUGCUCGAUUCGUUGGAGAAGAGCGAACUGGAAGCACGGCGUCUGGAGGAAUACCUGAGCCGAGCGCCGUCCCAGCCGACUCGGACGAAACCCCAGCGCUCGCUAUCGACAUCAUCGGCGGCUAGUGCCCCAAGUGGCCAGGAGGUCGAGCCACGCCCCAGCGGCCCAGAGGACACUGCUUCCAUCGACUCGGAUUUCCCCUCGACUCACGGGGAGUCCGCCGGCCCGUAUCCUCCGGCUUCACCAAAGCGGUCCGACCCGUCGUCCUCUCCACCGGCACACCGCAAGACGCCCAGUGGAACAUUCAUGGGCAAUAAAAUCUUCGGCCGUAUCAGCCACGCUGUUCAUGGGUUCGUAGAUGUAGAUCCGGAAAAGACCCGGCGGGACCAGAUCGGCAAGACGCAGGAAAGUUUACUUCAGCUCGAACAGGCCCUCAAAGUAUCCGAAAAUGACGUCAAGGACGCCAGCGCCGGUGUCCUCCAAGACCUCAAACGAUUCCAGCAAGAUAAAGAAGCCGAUCUCCGACGGUACAUGGUCGCAUACGCCCGCUGCCAUCUGGACUGGGCGCGCAAAAACAUGGAAAACUGGACGGAGGCCAAAGACGAGGUGGACAAGAUCGUCGUUUAAUAGACGGUACUGUUUGAAGCAAGCACCGUGCUAUGAACUUGCGAAGAAGCCGGCGUUGGUGGGAUUUUAUCUUUAUCUUCGAUAUGUUAUCUAUCCUAUGGGUCAAUCUCAAUCAAGCUGGGCAACCAAUCCAUUACUACCGCAGAUUGGCGAGUCGCCUGGUGCUUUGCACCCUGUCAUCCAUCACUUCAAUCAAUAUAUGAAGUAUGAUUAUGAGCUCGGGAUGUAUAUUUUCUCCCAAGUAUAAUAUAUCGCUAGCGAUACUAUAUCUGCACGAUAUAUGGGUAAGACUUUGAAUAUUUG
Messenger RNA from Aspergillus campestris IBT 28561, 2326 nucleotides. RefSeq names its product PX and BAR domain-containing protein. The record is from RefSeq and is a predicted model, not a curated record. Gene Ontology annotation, biological process: retrograde transport, endosome to Golgi. Bases 182 to 2023 code for a protein of 613 amino acids. Gene Ontology annotation, molecular function: phosphatidylinositol binding. The transcript is spliced from 6 exons. NCBI's taxonomy places the organism in Eukaryota, Fungi, Ascomycota, Eurotiomycetes, Eurotiales, Aspergillaceae.